AUGAGCCCCGAGGACGCCGGGGAGGCCGCGGAGAAGGAGGGCGCGGUCAAGGUGGACAAAACACUCAACCCGUCGGGCUAUAAGGGCGUCAUCAAGCGGGCCAGCACGGCCGAAGGCGGCGCCACCUACUCCGCGUUGUGGCACCCGUGCGCGAGCGACGCGAAGCGCCUCGGCAAGACGACCCUGCGCUUCGGCCUGUGGUCCCACCCGGAGCACGCCGCGCUUGUUAUCGCGCGAGAGAGCAAGCGCGUCCUCGAGGAGGCGGAUGCGGCGGAGACGGCGGCGGCGGCGGCGGCGGCGGAGGCGGCGGCGGCGGCGGCGAUGAUGGCAGCGGCUGCGGCGCUGCAAUCGGCGAUGCCUGCGGCAGCGGCGACGGUGCCCGUCGCGGCGACGGUGCCCGUCGCCGGCAGUGAUCCGCAGGGACCUUCGGCGCGCGAGGAGGCGGCUGUUGUAGCCAACCUCGGCCACUAUGACGUGGUCGAGCUCCGCGCUAAGGCCGAAGGGCGCGUCGGCCGGAUCGUCCGGAGAGUCGACGCGUCACAGCGCGUCGACACCGCCUUGGACGAUCUCAUCGCCGCCUACGAAGCCACCGGCGUGGCGGGACACAUCACCGUCAAAGUCAGCACCAUCACCAGAAAGGGGCGGGUUGGUUUCGGGGUCCCGCCCGAGAUGCAGGGCACAGCCGCGAAGGUGCUAGAGCAGGCGGGGCUGGGUGCUCUCAGCAGCUCGACCUUGGGAUUUACAGUGCCGCGGGGACAGAAGGAACGGUCGGCGAAGAAGCUGGCAGAGAAGCUCAACACGCUGCACGCGCUGGAGGCAGCGGGCGGCGCAGCUGGCGCGGCAGCGGGCGGCGCUGCGGCGGCCGACGGCGCGGCGGGCGGGUCGACAACGGGCUGGUCGGCGGUGGACGCGGGGGAGGAGGAGGCGGCGGCGGGGUUGGGGCCAGUCGACGCGGAGGAGGAGGAGGCGGAGGAGGCGCAGGGCGGGUCGGCUGCGGACGGCGCGGCGGGCGGCGCGGCGGGCGGCCCGGUGGAUGAGGAGGCGCCCGAGGAUACGCCCCCCGAGGGCGUGGAGGUGCAGCCACAGGCGGGCGGCACGACAACAGGCGACGUGGUGGCGGGCAAUGCAGCAGCAGGUGGCGCAGAGGGAGGCGCGGCGGUCGGCUCCGCUGUGGCGGGCGGAGUGGCGGCGGCUGCAGAGGCGGAGGCGCUGCCAGCCGACCCCGGCGUCCUUCCGAGCCCCGUGCUCUCUGUUGCAGCGCGGGCUCGCGUGCAGAGCGUGCGGUGUACAGACCCCAGCAGCUGGCCGAGCCCCUUGAUCUCCGAUGCAGCGGCGAGAGCGGCGAUGCGGGCGGCACCGACGGCGCCCGCAGCCUCCCCUGCCGGGAUUGCCAGCCCGCUGCUCUCCGACGCGCCGGCGCCGGCAGUGGUUGCGGCGCCGCGCGAGCGUGAGGUGGCGUCGGCGGCGGAGGGCGAGAUGGAGGUGGCGCGCUUGGAGGAGCCCUCGAUGCCCUCGAUCGCGGGCGCCGUUUCGUUGCUCGAACCGAUGCUGUUGCAGCUCACCACGGUGCAGCCAGAAGCGGCGAGCGGCGCGGCGGGCGGCGCAGGCGAUGGCUCCGCGGCGGCGUGCGGAGCGGCGGCGACAGCAGAGGCGGAGGCGCUGCCAGAGGGCGAGGUGGGCCGGGCGGGGCGCUCGGCGGAUGUGACGGCGGGGGUGGCGAAAGCCCUAGCGGACCGCCUCGCCUCUGGGCUCGACGCAGCCUCGCCGUCGGAUGAUGCCGCCGCCGCCGCCAAGCAGUCGUUGCGCGAAUUUCUCAGGCCGCAGCCGCAGCCGCAGCCGCAGCAGCCGCAGCCGCAGCAGCCGCAGCCGCAGCCGCAGCCGCCGCCGCCGCCGCCGCAGGUCGCUGCCUCCGCUUCCGACCUGCGCUCGCCGCUGGGGGCCUUGUCCCAGGGCAACCACGAGCCGUCGACGGGCGGCUCGUCGCGCACUUUCAUGGAGCACAACGCAGCAGCACCGGCCGACGGCGGCGAGCCCGCGCCCGCCGCCGCCGCCGGCAGCGUCGAGCCCGCGGCCGUUGACGCCGGUCGGCUCGUGCCCGCCGACGCCGUCAGCAGCCGAGGGCCCGACCGCGUCCAGGUCUUGUGCGGCACGUUCGGCUGCACGCUCCCAAACAACCACAAGGGCCUCCACCUCAUACCCGCCGUUAACAGCGUCCGCCAGCGCCAGCGGCCUGCCGAGAUAUACUCCGUGGAGCCGCAGGCGGGGGCCAAGUCGCAGGUCGGCGCGUCGCCCGCCGGAAGUGGCAACGCAUCGCGGGACAAGUCGCCGGUCAGCAGCCGCAGCGGCAUGCCGCCGCCACCCAGCCACGAGGCCAACGGGCGCAAGAUCAUCACAUGUGUGGGGUGCGGCGUCGAGCGCUCGCGCAGCAUCCCCGGGAGCAAGCCCGCCGUCUGGCUCUGCGGAGGCGACCGGUGCGCGGGGGAAGGCCCUAUCGAGAGCAGCCUGCCGCAGCCUGCCCAGGACCCGUCCGGCGGCGGCGGCGCUCCGGUUGGCAGCAGCGGCGAUCGGCCGCAGUGGCAGUGCGUCUACUGCGGCCGCAUGCUCAUCAACGCGGGCGCAAAGUCGAACCACGAGCGCUGGUGCAAGCAGCAGCAGGAAAGGAUGGCGCUGGAGCUGGCGUCCGCUCCCAGCACUCCGCCGCCAGAGCCGGACGCCCCUGAAGAAGACGCGGAGAGCCGCUGGCAGUGCGUCUACUGCGGCCGCGCGCUGUGCAACGCGGGCGCAAAGUCGAACCACGAGCGCUGGUGCAAGCAGCAGCAGGAGAAGCAGGCGCUCGAGGAAGAGGCGGCGGAGGCGGCGGCAGCGCGCAGCUCGCCGUUGCCAGAGCCGGACGCCCCUGAAGAAGACGCGGCGAGCCGCUGGCAGUGCGUCUACUGCGGCCGCAUGCUGUGCAACGCGGGCGCAAAGUCGAACCACGAGCGCUGGUGCAAGCAGCAGCAGCACCAGCCGGCGCCCGAAGCGGGGCAACCUUCAGAGGCGGCGGAGGCGGAGGCUGCAGUCGCUCCGGAUGAGAGCGGCCGCGCGCUCUGGCAGUGCGUCUACUGCGGCCGGGUGCUCACCAACGCGGGCGCAAAGUCGAACCACGAGCGCUGGUGCCGCAAGGUGCAUCUGACGGAGGCGGAGGAGGCGGCGCCGGUGGCAGCGCACGCGCCGGCGACGCCGGAGCCCGUCCUUUGCCAAAAGCGGCCCGACUGCGUGCGGCGGUAUCGCCACCCGGGCCUUUGCAAGCCCGCCGGCGGAGGGCGCGGCGGCGGCGUGGGCACGCUCAGCAAAGGACGAGACCGGUGGCAGCAGGAGGCCGGUCGCUCGGUCGCCGCCACUUCGGACGAAGACAUCGACCGCCUGAGCAGCCCCGUCUGUCCGAUUGCGGAGCAGGAGCCGGUGGCGAGGGAGCCGCGCGUGCUCGCGGAGCGGGUGGCGGCCGGACGGCAGCAGUACCUCGUCCAGGCCGCCGGGCAGGGCCGUUCGCAGGCGGAGUGGGUGGCGGCCAGCCAGGUGCCCGACGCGCGCCUCAUCGAGACGUUUUGGGUCGCGGUUCGGGGGAGCCUAGAUGCCGCACAGGCUGCCCAUGCCUCGCACGUUUCGAUUGUCGAGACGCACGGCGAGGACCUCGUGUACGCGCGCGGCUCGUCGCUCCAGCGGGUCGCCGAGGAGGCGGACGAGGCUCUGUCGCCCCUGCCGCUCGAGGAGGGUGGGGGCACGGCCGAGGAGGUGCUCGAGGCGGAGGGUGGAGGGGGUGGCAUGACCUCGCAGGGGGCGUUCGCCUGCGACUACUGCGGCCGCCGGCUCGCCACCCGCGGCGCGAAGAACAAUCACGAGCGCGCGUGCGCGCGGCUGAACGCCGCCUCAGCCGGAGCCGCGCAGACGCAGUGCCAGCGCCACCCGCUCUGCGUCCGCGGCUACCACCACAUGGGCCUCGGGGGGCCGUGCCGCAUCCGCGAUCCGUCGCUCAAGAUGCCGCCGCCGCCGCCGAGCUACCGCGGCGCCAGCGCCAAGCAGCCGCGCCCCGACGACGGCGACGCGCCGCACCGCAACCCGAGCACGACCAACGCGUCGCUCAUCGGCCGGCGCAUCGAGGUGUUCUGGGCGUCCGAGAAGAAGUGGGUGCACGGGCGCGUCCUCAACUACUCCGCCGAGAAUGGCAAGCACACGGUGCAGUACUCGGGCACCGGUGCCCUCGAGCAGCUCACCCUCAAGCGCGAGCGCUGGCGCGCCAUCGAAGAGGCUGCAGAGGCGCCGCCGCGGCCGCCGCUGCCGCGGCCGCCGCCCGGCGGGCGCGGCCGCGGCCGCGGCCGCGGCCGCGGCGCCGGUCGCGUUGCUCUGGAGAAGGCUGCGGCCGCCUCGCUCGUCGCCGCCAAGUCGGAGGCCAAGGCGCUGUCAGCGAUGGGGCUCUUUCUGACGACGAGCCGGCUGGCGCCGAAGCAGUCGCUGGCGAUCCCGGCGCACGCGAAGCUCCGGCUUGCGCUCACCUGCAUCAACCCGCACUGCCAGCUGCUCGAGCUGCGCCUGAGGGGCGUCGGCACGCUCGACGCGCAACGCUGGCACCGGCAGCUGCUCCCGAACGCGUGGAUCGGAGUGCACGCGACGGACGAUGAGCGGCGCGAGCUGGGCCACGCGCUCAUCUGCAGGCCGGGAUGCCCCCUCGCCUACCCCCCCCCCCCCCCCCCUCUCCCUUCCCUCCCCUCUCCGCGGCUCGACCCGCUCGCGCGUGCGAUACGGAUCCAGUCCGAUGAGCUGCGCGGCCUGGAGGAAGGGAGGUACGUGUUUGCGCUGCACCUGCACUACGAGUGCGCCGCUUCGUCGCGCGAGUGGGGCUUCGUGAAUGGUGCGUUCGAGGAGGGGCCCGACGACGACGACGACGAGGAGGAGGAGGACGGGGACGGGGAGGAGGGGGAGGAGGGUGAGGGCGGAGCGGCCCGCGGCGACGACGGCGCGAGUGACGAGGAUGAGGCGGCGGGCGACGAGACGGACCCGAACGCCGAUGACGACUCGUUCACGGAGGAGGGCGCGGAGGUUUGGGUGGACGGAGAGGAGGAGUCAGACGAGGACGAGGGGCUCCAGGAGGAGGACGCCUUUGACACGCCGGACCACCCGAUGCAGACCCCGGAGCAGACCCCAGAGCAGAGCGGCGAAGCGCAGCCGCAGCAGAGGCCCGCCGCGCUCAGCUGCUCCGCCCUCUCGUCCGUCGCCAUCUCCGAUGCAGAGGAGCUGGCGGGCGAGGCGGCGGCGGGCGAGGCGGCGGCAGGCGUGGCAGGCGUCGCGGCGGCGGCGGGCGGCGAGGUGGUGGCGGCGUGCGAGGCGCCGUUGCCGGUUGGCGAGGCUGCAGCAGGCGAGGCGGCAGCUGGCGAGGCGGCAGCUGGCGAGCCGUCGACGGUGGCCUCUGAGCAGGCUUGCGAGGCGGCGGCGCUGUCGGAGGCAGCGGUGGAAAAUGGCGCCUGGGGCGCAGCGCCGCCGGGAGAGGGCACGGAGGAAGGGGGAGAGGGUGAGGGUGAGGAGGGGCUGGAGGGCGAGGAGGGGCCGGAGGGCGACGAGAUGGAAGUGGAGGAGCGCAACGGGGGCGAGGAGGCGCCCGAUGGGUCGCUUGCGGGCGAUGUGCCCAUGGUCGACUCCGGGGGGAGGGAGGUGGCGGAAGAGGACGCCAGCGCAGGCGAUACGACGGCCGAUGGCUUGUCGCUGCCGAUGGCCGCGGCUAACGGCAAUGGCUGGCCGUAUGGGUUCGCGUGAGGAGCCGGCCGACUGCAAGGUGUUGACCCUGGUCGAGUGGAAGCGCGCUUUUGGGGGGGGGGGGGGG
This is a messenger RNA of Emiliania huxleyi CCMP1516, 5851 nucleotides long. RefSeq lists its product as hypothetical. The transcript is spliced from 11 exons. The record is from RefSeq and is a predicted model, not a curated record. Lineage: Eukaryota; Haptophyta; Isochrysidales; Noelaerhabdaceae. The coding region runs from base 1 to 5784 and encodes 1927 amino acids.